This is a messenger RNA of Colletotrichum spaethianum, 957 nucleotides long. RefSeq lists its product as uncharacterized. Bases 1 to 957 code for a protein of 318 amino acids. The transcript is spliced from 2 exons. The record is from RefSeq and is a predicted model, not a curated record. NCBI's taxonomy places the organism in Eukaryota, Fungi, Ascomycota, Sordariomycetes, Glomerellales, Glomerellaceae.
AUGCCCCCCUUGCGACCCUGGGGUCCCAUUUUCGAGGAAAUCACCCUGCCGCAGAAUAGAAUGUCAUCGACCGUUUUCUCGAUGCUGCCCACAUCUCUCCAGUCCCGGCUCCCGCCGCUGCGGUCCAUCCGCAAGAGCGCCAGCAUGCAGACCCUCACCUCGAGCAGACAGUCGCACACCCGCUCGCUGUCGGGGCUCGACGGCGUGCACCCCAACAUCACUCAGGCCCGCAUCAUCUCGGAGAGCACCGAGGAGCACAUGAGCCUGGUGGCCACAGAGCACCACCAGUCGUCGCGGACGUACGAGAUGCGGGCUACGGCUGACAGGCACGAGCAGGACAGGCGUCAGGCGGAGCAGUUUCGCCAACAGCAGCAGGAGGCAGCGAGCCUUGCUCUGAUUGCAGUUGCUCAGGAUGAACUAAGGCAGCCCUCGCGGCGGCCAGCGGUCGACUUUGAACGGAAAGCAUUCCUGGACGGCGUCGAGUAUAUCCUCAAGGCGCUCCCAAGUGACCUGAACGAACACGAGCUCCACCGACUCCGCACGUCGACGCCCUCCAACUUCAUCCCUCCGGCCUCUGCCGGCGGCCGGGCGUACUCACCGUCGCGGGGCGCGCACCACGGGCGGUCGAUCCUUCACAGGGGCGUGCAGACGGCCGUCGUCAACAUCUUCCUCCUCAUUCACCUGGCACUACCGUAUAUCAUCCUCCUGCUGCGGCUAGCGGCCCGCACGGAGCGGGAGUACCGGAUAUCGGAAAACCUGGUGGGCGCGGGCAUGGGCCUCGCCAACGCCAUCGGCAGCAAGGGCAUGCGCAUAACGGGCGCCUUGUGCAACGUCGGCGACGGCAGGGUCGGCCAGGCACUCACGGAAGCCAUCGCCUGGACGGUCGAGGGCUUCACGGGCGGCCUGUCUGAUGGCGUCGGCGAGGGCUUGUCACUCGUGGCACCCAAGCGGCAAUGA